Mandrillus leucophaeus (drill) is the source of this 939-nucleotide messenger RNA. RefSeq names its product olfactory receptor 2L13. Gene Ontology annotation, molecular function: G protein-coupled receptor activity; olfactory receptor activity. Gene Ontology annotation, biological process: G protein-coupled receptor signaling pathway. The record is from RefSeq and is a predicted model, not a curated record. The transcript has a single exon. Gene Ontology annotation, cellular component: membrane. The coding region runs from base 1 to 939 and encodes 312 amino acids. NCBI's taxonomy places the organism in Eukaryota, Metazoa, Chordata, Mammalia, Primates, Cercopithecidae.
AUGGAGAAAUGGAAUCACACUUCAAAUGAUUUCAUUUUGUUGGGUCUGCUUCCCCCAAAUCAAACUGGUAUAUUCCUCUUGUGCCUUAUCAUCCUCAUAUUCUUUCUGGCCUCGGUGGGUAACUCGGCCAUGAUUCACCUCAUCCACGUGGAUCCUCGUCUCCACACACCCAUGUACUUUCUUCUCAGCCAGCUCUCCUUCAUGGACCUGAUGUACAUCUCCACCACCGUCCCCAAGAUGGCGUACAACUUCCUCUCUGGCCAGAAAGGCAUCUCCUUCCUGGGAUGUGGUGUGCAAAGCUUCUUCUUCCUCACCAUGGCAGGUUCUGAAGGCUUACUCCUGACCUCCAUGGCCUACGACCGUUAUGUGGCCAUCUGCCAUCCUCUGCAUUACCCCCUCCGCAUGAGUAAAAUGAUGUGUAUGAAGAUGAUUGGAGGCUCUUGGACACUGGGUUCCAUCAACUCCUUGGCACACACAGUCUAUGCCCUCCAUAUUCCCUACUGCAGGACUAGGGCCAUUGACCAUUUCUUCUGCGAUGUCCCAGCCAUGUUGCUUAUUGCCUGUACAGAUACUUGGGUCUAUGAAUAUAUGGUUUUUGUAAGUACAAGCCUCUAUCUGCUCUUUCCUUUCAUUGGCAUCACUGCUUCUUACGGCCGAGUCCUAUUUGCUGUCUAUCAUAUGCACUCAAAGGAGGGAAGAAAAAAGGCCUUAAGUACCAUUUCGACACAUUUAACUGUUGUGAUCUUUUACUAUGCACCUUUUGUCCACACCUAUCUUCGGCCAAGGAAUCUCCGCUCACCAGCUGAAGACAAGAUCCUGGCAGUCUUCUACACCAUCCUUACCCCUAUGCUUAAUCCCAUUAUCUACAGCCUGAGGAAUAAGGAAGUCCUGGGGGCCAUGACAAGAGUGUUUGGGAUAUUCUCUUUCCUGAAAGAAUAA